GCCAUCAAUUAUUUUCUCCAGGCAGUUGCAUGAAGUGAAUUCGUAUAGGUUUGCCCAUCCAAAAGACUAUUUUCAGAAAGCGCAAUGUUUCUCCUGGGUAAAACAUCUGUCACAUUUUCUUUCUUUAAAUGUCAGUUAAUUAGAGAUCAUGCAUAUAUCGCCUUCUUCCUCCCACUCCCAUUUUUAGGCUUAAAAAAUGAAGCCUAAUUAUCUUUGAUAAGAUGUUAACAUCCUACGCUACUUACAAGAGUAGAAGCCAGAGUCUGUGCAGUAGGGGGAUUGGACCGUCCUGAAACCAACUUGCUGCUAUAACUAACUAGUGUUAGGACGACGGCCGUUUGUUGGCUUGGAAGACACAACAACGCACCAUUAUAUCUUUAUAAAUUAAUUUAUAAUCCAUUUGACCUAUUUUCUUUCAAACAUACCUUUGACUUGUCUUACAGAAACAUCACCUGCACUUUUCUUAUAUGGCCACACUCGAUAGACAGAGCUGGCUAACAGUCAACAGAAAUGUUGCGAAGCUAGCUGGGAAGUGGUCAGUGACUGUAUAAACCAGACCUGGGCAUUGUACGGCCCUUUGGUUGACUCUGACCGGCCAGUGUAAGGUUCAUUGGAAAUGACAAAAAACAUAUUUUCUCAUUUUACCUCAUGCAUGGACUAAAGCUGCAUUGCUUUUAUUUUGAAGUUGUUUUUUAUUCACGUACAUAAUGACGCAAUACGUAUGUCAAGACGUACGCGUGAUUGGAUCGUUGUCACAGGACGACUUUAGCCCUCAAAAAUGUCCGCUCAUGCUAAAAAAAGAAAGGUAGAAUAGAAUCGGAGGAUGAAACCCUCUUUAUUAGUCACAUACAUGCACACAGCAGAGCACACACAGUGAAAUUGGUCCUCUGCAUUUAACCCAUCCUAGUACUAGGAGCAGUGGGCAGCUAUCGUGCAGCGCCCGGGGAGCAGUGGGGAGGGGGGAUUGGAGGUGUCUGGUGCCUUGCUCAAGGGCACCACAGCAGGGCCUAGGAGGUGAACUGGGACCUCUCCAAGUAGCAGUCCACUUUCCAUAUUUCAAGUCUGUUCGGGGACAUGAACCGGUGACCAUACGAUUCCCAGUCCAAGCCCCUACUGACUGAGCCACUGCUGGACAACAGAUGCCGAAUGCGGGGAUUUCAACAAAAAUUGGACUGCUAAGUAUUUAUUUACUGAAGUCGGAGGUAAAGCCGUGUGUUUAGUUUGCGGGGAGCAGAUCGCCGUGUUUAAUGACUACAAUUUGAGUCGGCAUUACGAGACGAAACACACAACUAUUUGACUGAUGCUUAAAGGGCACGGACAUCGAAAGCUUUGCUAGCUAAGCUGCAAAAGCAGCAAGGCUUUUUUACCAAGCUUCACACAUCCAGGGAUGCAGCAACCAAGACCAACUUUGUGAUAUACCACAAAAUCGCUAAAAACACUAAGCCAUUCUCGGAGGGAGAGUUUGUCAAAGAGUGCUUGGUGGACUCUGAAGCACUAAUGUGCCCUGAAAAAAAAAGAAGCAUUUGAGCAAGUCCCGCUGUCCAGGCGAACAGUGACGAGAAGGAUCGAGGACAUUUCGGGGAAUCUAGAGCUUCAGCUGCAGCAUGAGGUGGCAAGUUUUGACUUUAUCUCGUUGGCUUUGGAGGAGAGCUGUGAUGGACGCGACACAGCCCAGUUACUCGUAUUUGUCCGUGGGAUAACGCCGGACUUCAAGAUAACGGAGGAGCUGGCAGGAAUGCGGUCGAUGAAAGGGACGACGACAUGGAGGUAAAUGCGUGCAUGGACACGCUGGGACUGAAAUGGGACAGACUGGCAGGUGUCACAACAGACGGUUGUCCAAAUCUUACAGGUAAAAAUGUUGGAUUUUCGAGACGUAUGCAAGAUAAAGUGACUGAAAUCGACGCAGAUCAGAAAUUGUAUUUUUGCAUUGCAUUAUACACCAACAUGUGUUGUGCAAGUCAGUGCUAAAAAUGGACCAUGUUAUUGAGCAUAGUGACAUUGGCUACCACACAGCUGUCAGAUGGCUCAGCCUGGGCAAAGUGCUAAAAAGAGUUUGGGACCUGAAAGCAGAGAUUCGAGAGUGUUGUGAGAAGAAAGCCAAAGACAUCCCAGAGCUCUCAGAUGAGGACUGGAUGGCAGAUUUUGCAUUUGCUGUUGAUGUGACUGCACUGAUGAAUGAACUGAACACCAAACUGCAAGGCAAGGGCCUUUUUGUUCAUGAAAUGCACAGCCUGGUGAAGGCUUUCAUGAGAAAGAUGCAGUUUCUUUCAAGCCAACUCGAGAGCAACACUCUCACUCGCAUGCAAACCCUGAAAGAAGUCACACCACCAGCUGAUCACCUCCGCAGGUACUCAUCCAUGUUAGGAGCAUUGCAUGGUGAGUUUUCACGGCAAUUUGAAGAUCUCCGAACAAUCGAGGAUGAAAUGCUCAUGAUUUCCUCUCCCUUUACCUGCAGUGUGGAUAAUGCACCCAGUGAUGUUCAGCUGGAACUCAUUGACCGGCAGUCUGAUGCAGUACUGGCAGAGCACUUUAAGUCAGGAUCUCUGCUGGAUUUCUACUCUUCUCUCAAGGAGGAGGACUUUCCAAACAUGAGGAGACAUGCUCAGAAGAUGUUGGUUCUCUUUGGCGCUACCUACAUAUGUGAACACACAUUUUCAAUGAUGAACUUUACGAAAUCCAGUGGCUAUGACUUUGGAUACCUGAUCAAGAUUCUGUCCAACGCUAACCUGCCUGAGGAGGAGGUGGACUUCUUUGAGAUUCUGCGUUUGUAUUUCCCCAUCAUUUACGAUGUCAAGUACCUCAUGAAGAGUUGUAAAAACCUGAAGGGUGGGCUGCAGGAAGUAGCUGAGCAGCUGGAGCUGGAGAGGAUCGGACCGCAGCAUCAGGCCGGCUCUGACUCGUUACUCACAGGCAUGGCUUUCUUCAAGAUGAGAGAGAUGUUCUUCGAGGAUCACAUCGACGAUGCAAAGUACUGUGGUCACCUGUACGGGCUCGGCUCCGGCUCCACCUACGUCCAGAACGGAACAGGCAACGCUUACGAAGAGGAGGCCAACAAGCAGCAGUCGUGACAUCACCCCAACGCUCCCCCAUCCCCGCGGUCCACGUGCACCAUCAGUGCGACCCCAACCGGAUGGUUAUCAGGAUAUUGGAAUAACAGAAAAGCUCUCACAUCAUUUAGCAAGCUGCUUCUCAUAGGCUCUGCUCACCUUAGAUAACGUAAGGAAAGUCACAGCUGUCCUCACACAUGCUAGCUUCGUGUGUGUGAGUUUUAUUCCUUAGAAUCGGUGUACACGUUCUGGUGGAGUUCAAAAUAAUUAAGAAGAUGGGAUUUUAGUUUUCCUAAAAAGAAAUGUUCUCUAGAAAUGUUUUGCACUUUAAAAGCUCUAACUUGAUUUUAUAUGGAAAGUUGAAAACUGUUUCUGGUGUCUCUCUCCUCUUUGUUGCCUUUUCUACGUUCCCGUUUGACACACAAGUCUUUAGUCUCACAACAACCUCGUUCAGCCUUAAAUUAACUGCUUAUUUUAAACUUUAAUUUAUUGCGCCCUCUGUCAUUGGACCUUUGUAUGAUGAUGAUAAAGGGAGUCGGUGUGUUCACGUGCACAUUAAUGUUUUGUUAACGUUUUUUUGUUGUAAUACGAUGUUUGUUAUGUCCUGAAUUAGCUCCUCUCAGACUAACACAACAACUCAUUUUCCUCUUUACUAUAUAAGUUGUAUUUAUUCAUCGGAGCAAUAUGAUUAUUUGUGCAUGUUAACAGCAAAGCAUUAUGGUCUUGCAACGAUUUCAACUGAAUUUAGACCCUAAGAAAGAAUUCAAAAGUAUAAAAACUCUCGCCUUCUUUAAGCCAUGGUGAGGCUAAUCUUGAAUACUCUGUUGAGAGUAACAUUUAAUUUAGCUAAAAAGGUUUCCUAGAGUUUUAGCGUCUUUAUAACUAAGACAAAUCUUUUACUCAAUGGAAGAAAAACUACAAGUGUAGUUCUUGCCUUUUUGAAUGAGUUUCUUUUGUAUUGCUUUCCAGUUCAUUCAUGCUGCGUAGGAGAGCCGCAUGUCCUCAACGUUUGAAUAAAUGCUGUGUUGUUAUAGUAGUGUCCUGAACUUCCAUAGGUGUGUGUUGAAGUGUAGCUUCAAGAUGUAUUCACCCCUCUGACCGUCAAACACAUAUUUCACCCUGUUACAGAGUAAAAGAAAAGAUAUGCAAUAUCCAAGAGGAUUGUUUUUAGACUAUUUUGUAAAUAAAGGCUUGAAACUUUUCUACCAUAAA
Eleginops maclovinus (Patagonian blennie) is the source of this 4259-nucleotide messenger RNA. It is a transcript of the gene cnot7, whose product is annotated as CCR4-NOT transcription complex, subunit 7. NCBI's taxonomy places the organism in Eukaryota, Metazoa, Chordata, Actinopteri, Perciformes, Eleginopidae. The record is from RefSeq and is a predicted model, not a curated record. The transcript is spliced from 4 exons. Gene Ontology annotation, cellular component: CCR4-NOT complex; CCR4-NOT core complex; P-body. The coding region runs from base 1971 to 3068 and encodes 365 amino acids. Gene Ontology annotation, molecular function: poly(A)-specific ribonuclease activity; nucleic acid binding.